This is a messenger RNA of Aphidius gifuensis, 2741 nucleotides long. RefSeq names its product diacylglycerol lipase-beta-like. The transcript is spliced from 9 exons. The record is from RefSeq and is a predicted model, not a curated record. Gene Ontology annotation, biological process: lipid metabolic process. NCBI's taxonomy places the organism in Eukaryota, Metazoa, Arthropoda, Insecta, Hymenoptera, Braconidae. Bases 574 to 2619 code for a protein of 681 amino acids.
UGCCAUUGCGCGCGCAUGCCCCCACCUAAAAAACCGACAAAGCAACAAGUCAAAAAAACAACAACAACAAAUAACAAUUAUAAAAAUAGAUUCAAGAAAUGGACGUGGCAAUUUAUAAAUUAUCUUCAAUUGAUCCAGCUGAAAUUGGUAUUGAUAACUCAUGGAAUAUCAAUAAUACUAGAUGGAAAAAAAAAAUAAUAACAAAAAUUAAAUAAUAAAAGUAAUUUUAACAUUCAUGAUUCAUGAUUGUUGUCCAAAAUUAUCAUUUAAAAAUCAAGAUAAAGAAAAAAAAAAGACUCCAAAGUACAAAAAAAAAGCUGUCAUGAGUUGAAAAGUGUCAGAAUAAUUUUGUUAUGUGAUUGAUCAAUGUGUCCACGUCAUGAAAUAAAAUAAAUUAUUAAAAUAAUCAACUCACGUGAAUCCAGGAAAAACAAGAAAGCAACAUGAAUUGUCAUUAAUCAGUUGAUCAAUCCAUGUAUUUAAAAUCAUCAAGUUAUCAUCCAGCUUUUUUAUAAGACAAGUGUUUUUAUAAAAAAAUUAAACAACAGCUGGAUAAGUUGGAGUUGGAUCAAGAUGCCGGCAUUGACAAUAUUUGGACGGAAGUGGCUUGCAGCAACUGAUGAUCUUGUUUACCCUGGCCUUUUUGAACUAUUUAUUCGUUCCGUCUGGUUUGUUCUACUUGGAAUUGCUUGUUUACGAUACUACGAUGAAACAUGGAAAUGUAAAAUAGGUGGUGGUAUUGUUCGUGUUUUUUUUAUUGGUGAAUUAAUAAUUAUAUUAAUUGUUAUUGUAUUAUCAUUUAUAAUGGUCAAUCAAAGUUCAAGAGGUUCAAUAACAGACACAUAUGCUAGAAGAUUUGUUCCACCAUUAUUAACAUUCAAAAUAUUAUUAUUAUUACCUGAAAUUGGAUGGAAUAUAUUAGGCACACUUUGGGUAUUUGGUGAUUAUGUUAAAUGUACUGAAGAACAUUAUACAAUAACAGUUAUAAAAUCACUAGUAUUAUUUGAUUGGAUUAUGACUGGAAUAGCAUUGCUGGGUCUUGCAUUAAUAUUUGAUCCACUUGGUUCAUUAAAAAAUCCUGAUAAAAUACUUGAAGAUUCAGUUGAACAUGGAAAAGUAUCACGUAUAUGGAUGAGAAGAUUUAAAUUUUUAUGGUGGAUGAGACGUGAUGAAAAUGCUGAUGAAACAUUUCAACACAUAAGCGGUUUACUUAGUUCAUUAUUCAGAGGAACUGAUUUAGUACCAUCAGAUGUUGUUGCUGGAUGUGUACUAUUAAGAGUACGACAAAAACGUGAGACACUUGAAUUACGAAGAUUAAAUAUUCUUGAUUCACCACAGUACACUGUAGAUGAAAAUGAAAUAUUUACAUCAGAUAUACCAAAUUGGAUGACACUUGAAUGGGCACAUCAUUAUAUAAAAUUAUCAAUAGCAUCAUAUGGUUGGUUAUUUGUAUUAUAUCAAAAUACAUGUACUGGUUGUUGUAAAUUAUUUAAACGUAUGACAUGUUGUUCAUGUUUUCGUAAUAAUGAACAAAUUGUACUUGAUGAUAAUUGUUGUUUAUGUAGUCUUGCUGGUGUUAAAUAUUUAUCAAAUUUAUCUGAAGAUGAUAUAUUACUUGCAUCAUUUAGAAAUCAUUUAUGUGAGAUACCAUUUUGUGUUAUUGCUGAUCAUAAAGCAUCAAGUAUUGUUAUUGUAAUACGUGGUUCAUUAUCAUUACGUGAUUUAAUAACAGAUAUUGCUGCAGCAUCAGAUACAUUUGAAGUUAAUGGUUUACCUAAAAAUAGUCAAGCACAUCGUGGUAUGAUUAUUGGUGCAAAAGUAAUAUUAAAACAACUUGAACAAUAUAAUAUAUUAAAAAAAGCAUUUAAAAAAUAUCCAAAUUAUAAUUUAACAUUAACUGGUCAUAGUCUUGGUGCUGGUUUAGCAGUAUUACUUGGUAUAAUGUUACGUCCAAAAUAUCCAUUAUUACGUGUUUAUGCAUUUUCAACACCAGCUGGUUUACUUAGUCGUGAUGCAGCACGUAUUACUGAAAGUUUUGUAUUUACAAUUGGUCUUGGUGAUGAUCUUGUUAUGCGUCUUAGUGUUGAUAGUACUGAAAAUUUUCGUACAUCAUUAUUAAUAACAUUACAAGCAUGUAAAUUACCAAAAUAUAGAGUUGUAUUAAAUGGUUUUGGUUAUGCAUUAUUUGGUGUACCAGAUCGUGAUCUUGAACGUACAUGGAGAAAUAAUAAUAUUAUUAAUUCAAUACCUGGACAAUUACCAUUAUUAUCAAUAACAAAUGAUGAUAAUACAAUUAAUCAUAAUAAUCAUUAUAAUAAUGAUGAAACAAUUAUAUUUCAAAAAGAUUUAACAAGAAGAAGAUAUUCAAAAGUACGUCUUUAUAAUGCUGGAAGAAUAUUACAUAUUAGAAGAUUAAAAAAUUAUCAUAAUAAUGAUAGUAUUAAAAAAAAUAAUAAUGAUAAAUUAUAUCAUAUGAGAUGGGCACAACCAGAAGAUUUUAUGGAACUUACUGUUAUGCCAAGAAUGUUACUUGAUCAUUUACCUGAAAAUCUUGAAUCAGCACUUGAUACACUUAUCAAACAACAAGAUGAUUUACCAGUUCAUCUUGAUGUUGUAUAAAUUUUUAAUUAUUUUUUUUUAUAUAUAGAUUUUACUACAAAAAACAAUUUGUAUAUCUGUUAUUAUUUUGUACAUUUUUAUUUGGAUUUAAUUAAACAAUUUUCUUUUACAAAAAAAAAACG